GCCGGUCUGUGUGUCGCUACCGCCGCCAGUCACGUCCAGUCAUGGCGGUUACACCAUUGUUCGCGGUACAUUAUGUACCGCCCGACGGCUCUCCCGCGGUGAAAUUCCAAGGGUUGGACUUCGAGAGAACCCGCGAUAUGCAUUCGACGGGAGAAAAUUGGGCGAUCUCGAUUCCCUCCUCCUCUCUUGAUCGCGCCUCCCGGGGAACUUUGACGUCCACAGCGAUGCACAAAGAGUCGCCGACGGCAUCGCCGCGACUUACGGGACAGGGCGAUUUUCGCUAGGCGGGGAGUGCAACUCGAAAUCUGCCCUUUCCGUAGCCGAACGUGAGCGGAUGGAUGUUUGGCAUUGGUGUUGUACAAGCGACUUUACGAGCAGCGCGCGAUAAAUCGAUGGCCCGAUGGCCCGAUAGUCGCCGCCGUGCGACAGGACGUCUAUGACGACUAUGAUUACGACGGAACGACGAGCUCGUACGUCCACCACAGAGGAACCAUGUAGGCUCGUCGUGCAAAAGGGAUUUACGAUUCGAUAGGUGCCGGUCUAAUAUUCAUAAGCUAUCGUUGUGUACCUCCUCUGACUUCGGGCAUCGGCGCAGGCGUGAGAGAGAUACUUCAUCGUCGUUUCAUCGCGCCGUUCGUAUCGUCCGUAUUGUCCUGGCACCUGCUGCACGAAAUACAAGGUACCGCUCGCUCACCAGCCUCGCGACCUUUAACCCGCCAACCGGGUCGAACUGAAGAAGAGACCGAAAGACCGGUGAAGCAGGUUGACUCGCACGCAUCUCGCUAUGUCAACGAGAACGUCGCCCGUGUUGACGAUCCUCGCGCUUCUUUUGCCGCUCGCGCUCUGCCAAACGCCGAUGAAUCUGCUGGUCGUGAUAGAGGAGGCCGAUUCGUCCAUCAUGGGUAUAUUGAACGACGCUGUUCCCGCGGCGGAGCAGAACUUUGCGAACGACAUGAUCACCGUUAACGUCGCGACCGUCACGGUGGACCGCGAGAAUGUGGACGCGAGUUUCGAAAAAGGCCUCGCGAUGGCUGCGCGAUUGCUCUUCAUUCUUCGUUAUCCGACAGUGUGCGCCAUUCUCUACAAAGGAAUAAGCAUCAUACUGGACAUGACGUGGACUGGUUGGGACAAGCUACGAAGCAUCGCUGACGACCGGGGGAUAAUAUACAAACGCGGCGAUUGCAGCAUUAAUCCUUACGUUCAAACGAUCGACGAUCUCUUAAUUAUGAAAAAUGCAACGGAUGUCGGCUUGAUUUUCGAGGACGAAAGAGAGAUGAAUCAGAGUCUUUAUUAUCUUAUCGGCAAUUCGAUCAUCAGAUUGGUGGUCAUUGGCGAAUUGACGGAGAGAACGGUGUCGAAAAUACGCGGUAUGCGGCCGUCGCCUUCUUAUUACGCGAUUUACGCUAGUACGCCGAAAAUGGAGGAACUUUUUAAAACGGCUAUCGAAGGAGGAUUAGUUAAGAGAGAGGGUAUUUGGAACUUAGUGUUUACGGACAAUAAUUAUCACGAAUUUCGAUAUCUCAACGAGCCUCUGUUGAACGUCUCAUUUACCAUUCUCACUAUGAAGACCGACAUCUGCUGUCGUUUGAUAGGCGAGGCGUCCUGUAAUUGUCCCACGAACUUCAAGAUAUUCCCCUUUUACUUCAAACGUUUAAUUGGCCUGAUCGUGAGUUUGAUGAGCGAUGUACAAAAAGCGGGUAUAAGUGUGGAGCCAAGGACAGGUCAAUGCUCCUCCAAUAACUCCGCUCCAGCUUCGAACACCACAGCGGAGACAUUCAACAAGAUUUUGAUGACGAGAUUGGACAGUAACGAUACUUUCGAGUACUGGUCGGAGAAGUCGAUGAUCACUUAUAGGGCGGAGAUCGAGCUGCAAAUGGUUAAUCACGCCUCUGUGGAGUCGCUCGCGACUUGGACGAGACGUGCAAAAAUUAAAGAAGCGGACGGGAAGAAAAUAGAGCCAGCCAGGCGGUUCUUCCGGAUUGGAACGGCACCGGCGGUCCCUUGGUCAGUCAUUAAGAAAGACCCAACGGGCCAAGAAAUGCACAACGAGGAGGGAAAGGAGAUCUGGGAAGGUUACUGCAUCGACUUCAUACAAAAACUGUCCGAAGUGAUGCAGUUCGAUUACGAUCUCGUUAUCCCCGAGGAUCUAGAAUUCGGUAGAAAAUUGCCCAAUGGCGAAUGGAACGGCUUGAUAGGCGAUCUGGCUCGGGGAGAAACCGACAUCGCCAUAGCGGCGUUAACGAUGACGUCGGAGCGGGAGGAAGUCAUCGACUUUGUCGCACCGUAUUUCGAACAGUCCGGUAUACUAAUAGUAAUGAGGAAGCCGGUCCGUAAAACGUCCCUUUUCAAGUUCAUGACGGUGCUGAGACUCGAGGUCUGGCUCAGUAUUGUGGGCGCUCUGACUCUAACUGGUAUUAUGAUCUGGUUACUCGACAAAUAUUCGCCGUACAGCGCGAGAAACAACAAGCAACUCUACCCGUAUCCUUGUCGGGAAUUCACGUUGAAGGAAAGCUUCUGGUUCGCACUGACGUCCUUCACACCACAGGGCGGCGGCGAAGCCCCGAAGGCGUUGUCGAGCAGGACUCUGGUCGCAGCAUAUUGGCUGUUCGUCGUGCUGAUGCUCGCGACUUUUACCGCCAAUUUGGCCGCCUUCCUCACCGUGGAAAGAAUGCAGUCGCCCGUGCAAUCGUUGGAGCAGCUGGCGAGGCAAUCGCGAAUAAAUUACACCGUCCUGGCGAAUUCCAGCGCUCACCAGUAUUUCAUAAACAUGAAGAACGCCGAGGAUAAACUUUACACGGUGUGGAAGGAGAUCACGCUGAACAGUACCAGCGAUCAGGUGGAGUAUCGCGUCUGGGAUUACCCGAUAAAGGAACAGUACGGUCACAUUCUGCAGGCCAUCACGCAAGUUGGUCCUGUGAGGGACACCGAGGAAGGCUUCAGGAAGGUGAUAGAAAGCGAAAACGCCGAGUUCGCGUUCAUUCAUGACUCGUCCGAGAUCAAGUAUGCGGUAACGAAGAACUGCAAUCUCACGGAAGUAGGCGAGAUAUUCGCCGAGCAGCCGUACGCCAUCGCCGUGCAGCAAGGCAGUCACUUGCAAGAGGAAAUCAGCAGAAAGAUCCUCGAUUUGCAGAAGGACAGAUAUUUCGAGACGCUGGCGUCCAAGUACUGGAAUCAAACGUUGAAAGCCCAAUGCCCGAAUUCCGACGACAACGAGGGCAUCACGUUGGAGAGUCUAGGAGGUGUAUUCAUCGCGACUCUGUUCGGACUCGGCCUGGCGAUGAUCACUUUAGCCGGCGAGGUGAUCUAUUAUCGCAAGCGCGCUCCGAAGGGUAAGCAGAACGGCAAUAGGACAACGAAGGAUGCGCAGAACGACAAAAUCAUGCGGAAGAUCGCGUCGAAGCUGCAACUGAAGGCCGCGCCUACCGACGCGCUUUUCGGCAAGCAACUCGGCAGUCAGCCACCGCGCGUGUCUCACAUAUCGGUUUAUCCGCGACAAUUCCCCUUUAAAGAGUAAGCCGCGCUCUGUUCAACGAUCCCUCGCUCUCUCUUUCCCUCUCGCCCAAAGGUACACGUGGCACUUUCGACAGAUAGAACUUUUCUCACGGGAGUCAAGAAGUAGUACUUAAGGCGUCGAAUUUUCUAUCUGUGUUGAAAUCGAUCCUUCUUCAAGCUUUUGCGUUGAAAUUCUUUACACACCUGUGCGUUAAUUUAACAUAUUGUGCUUGCUGUUAUCUCGAUAUUUUGCGUUGAGUCGGCAUUCAACAUGCGUACAUAUUGAAAUAACACAUUUUAUACUUUUCUCUCAGUGUCAUAUUAUGGAUAUGAAUUUUGCGUUAUUUU
This is a messenger RNA of Dinoponera quadriceps, 3840 nucleotides long. RefSeq names its product glutamate receptor ionotropic, kainate 5 (gene Ir8a). Gene Ontology annotation, cellular component: plasma membrane; postsynaptic membrane. The transcript is spliced from 18 exons. The record is from RefSeq and is a predicted model, not a curated record. Lineage: Eukaryota; Metazoa; Arthropoda; Insecta; Hymenoptera; Formicidae. Gene Ontology annotation, molecular function: transmitter-gated monoatomic ion channel activity involved in regulation of postsynaptic membrane potential; glutamate-gated receptor activity. Gene Ontology annotation, biological process: monoatomic ion transport; modulation of chemical synaptic transmission; synaptic transmission, glutamatergic. Bases 785 to 3514 code for a protein of 909 amino acids.